GUGGCUGCGCUCUGCGACCGUCUUCAGACCACUGUGAGAACAGCCUGAUGGGAAUAUGUCUCCUGUCGAUUCUCCCCCUUCCUCAGACUUGCGUGCAACCUGUUCCGUGUUUGAGAACGGCGAACGUCUCCUACAGACACGUCGACGUCUUUAACUCCAUCCAGCGCCGUCAAUGACAUUCCUGUCACGAAAUCGAACCGAAGAUCAAGAAGUGCCCGUGUCCUAAGAACCACGAUGGAUCCAAUCACUGCUCUCGGGCUUGCCUGCAAUAUCCUACAACUCGUGGAACAGGGGAUUGAAGCUGCAAAGGUGUGCAAACAGCUAUACCGGCAAGGAUCGUUGGAUGAGAACAAGAAGAUUGAAGAAUACGCGACACUACUCUCGGCUGCAAACAGAGAUUUGGAGGCCACAUUCGGAAAGCAGGCGCUCACAACACCCACACGCGCCACCGGGCUGCAAAAGGUCGCAAAUGACGCUUAUAAAACAGCGGCCGAGCUCAAUAAGAUCCUGAAUCAGCUCAAGGUCUCUAAAAAUCAGAUGGGAGCCGCUUUCAGGACGUCAUUGAAGACCUUGGUAAAGAAAGGCACGAUUGACCGGGUACGAACAGAACUGGAACGGCACGAUGCGGCAUUAAAUUCAGGGCUGCUGAAAGAAUUAUAG
Messenger RNA from Exophiala xenobiotica, 660 nucleotides. RefSeq lists its product as uncharacterized. Bases 235 to 660 code for a protein of 141 amino acids. The transcript has a single exon. Lineage: Eukaryota; Fungi; Ascomycota; Eurotiomycetes; Chaetothyriales; Herpotrichiellaceae. The record is from RefSeq and is a predicted model, not a curated record.